AGGGUGCAAGUUUGUUAAGUAAAUGCUAAUUCAACGCAACGAAAGGGCGGAUCGCGGUUUCUUUCAAGUUCGUUAUAAAAAGUGUUCAUUUACGCAACACGUGGCUGCCUAAUUUAUAUCUUAAAUUUCGUCAUUCUACUGCAACAUUAUAACGUGUUGGUCAAGUGAGCACUAUAUUGAAUUAACCUACCGCUUAAAUUCACUUCAAGUGACGACAAAAUGGUGAACGAAUAUACCGGACCUCCUCCUCAACAAGAGAUGGAAACAUUUCUACCGCGCGAUUCGAAAAAUGGAACCGUUGUGUACAAAUUCACGACCGCAAAAACGGAUGUCGAAGCAAAUGGAAUUGCUCCAUUUGAUCCGUUCAAAGAACGAAAGCUGGAUCAUCCUACUACCGAUGGUGAAACCUUGACUCAUCUGCUGAAAGCUUCGCUCGGCACUGGUAUCCUGGCGAUGCCAGUCGCUUUCAGUUACGCAGGAUUGGCCGGUGGAAUCAUCGCAACCGUACUUACUGCCUUCAUCUGCACGCACUGCGCGUAUGUACUUGUCAAGUGCGGCCAUACCUUGUAUCGACGAACGCAUCGAACAGCUAUGAGCUUCUCCGAAAUUGCAGAAGUAGCAUUCGAGAAUGGGCCCGCUUGGGGUCGCCGAUGGGGCAUGCCUACCUCAUACUGCAUCCGCUACGGUCUAUUUGUGACAUACUUCGGAACAUGUGCCGUAUAUACCGUCAUCAUUGCUACCAACUUCCAACAGGUGAUCGAACACUACUACGGCAGCCCACUGAAUCUACGCGUAAUGAUAGCGCUUCUGCUCGUACCACUAAUCCUACUGUCGUGGGUGCCCAACCUGAAGUACCUCGCUCCGGUUUCGAUGGUGGCCAACAUUUUCAUGGGUGUUGGUUUGGGUAUCACUUUCUAUUACCUCGUGACCGAUAUGCCAGCCAUCAGCGAACGUCCAAUGUUUCUGCCAAUCGUUCAAUGGCCUGCCUUCUUUGCUAUUGUCAUCUUUGCAAUGGAAGCCAUCGGAGUAGUGAUGCCGCUAGAGAAUCAGAUGAAAACGCCCCAGAACUUUAUCGGCAUUUGUGGUGUGCUCAAUCAAGGCAUGGCCGGAGUAACGCUCAUCUACAUUUUGCUCGGAUUCCUUGGCUAUGUUAAGUAUGGCGAUGCUGCUCUUGGCAGUAUCACGCUGAAUCUGCCCAUUGAAGAAAUACCUGCUCAAGCUGUGAAAAUUCUGAUCGCACUGGCCGUGUACUGUACCUUCGGAUUACAGUUUUACGUGUGCCUCGAUAUUGGAUGGGUCGCCAUCAAAGAUCGUUUCACCAAGCGCCCGCGUCUAGUGGAAUACAUCAUGCGUACACUGCUCGUAACAGCUGCUGUCCUUCUUGCUGUCGCCGUUCCCACUAUCGGUCCAUUCAUUGGAUUAAUUGGAGCAUUUUGCUUUUCUAUUCUCGGGCUAUUGAUACCAAUUGUUAUUGAGAUGAUCACGUACUGGGAUGAAGGAUUUGGACCCGGCAACUGGAUUGUAUGGAAGAACGUUAUUGUCGCAAUUUUUGGCGUCAUUGCAUUAAUUUUUGGCUCCAAGAGCUCCAUUCAAGACAUACUAGCUUUAUACGCGUAGAACCUUUCUGCUGCAUGAUAGGUUGCCGAUUGGGCAUUGUUUUCUUUACUUACCAUCCUACAUAACACUAUGUCAGCACGGCUUAAACUCAGUUCUGCUUUUCGACGCAUUCUAGGAGGACAUGUCCUGAUGCCUGCGUACGGUAAAUGCUGUGUUCUUCAACGUCAUAUCAGUAGGAAGGAUUAACAACAGCUUAGCGUAGGAAAAACUUCAAAACAUGCAAAAAUGCGUCACCAUCGGUGAGAAAGACAAAGACUCGUUAUGCUUGCCGGCGUCCUUUUGAAGUGAUGAAUAUUGUGCCUCGUUGCCUGGAUCUGACUUGUACUGGAUUGUGAACCGAAUCCUACACACAAGUGCCUCAUACCGACCAAAAAGUAACGACUGAACAAUCGUUAACAUAGCUCAUUGGCCAAUUUAGUUACUCCAUGGAGCAGGGCAUACUUUUUUGAUUUUCAUAAUCCUUUUUUCAUGAUCCUAAUUUUCAUGAUUGAAAAAUGAAAUUGUGCGCAUCGCAAGGCUAGUUAACAUAACAAACAUACAUGUCCUGCAGUUGGACCUUUUCUUUGGUUUUCUACGCCAAUUAUGACCAUUGGUCAUUUGUUCUACGCAUAUUUAUCUUAUUCUGUCGAAACCAUCGACUCGCAUAACAAUCUAUCAAAUUCACAAUUGUGGGUUUCAUCAAUCCACAAUAUUGCAUGAAUUUCUUCGCUACUCAUGUUUGCCUUAAAAAAGGGAACGAAACCGAAGUUUGGUUAAUGAUCAUUUAGCGAACCCUGGUGGUCCGGAGGUGGUUAAUGUACAAAAGACGCAAUUCUUUUUUCUUUGAAUACUAUUUUAUUUCUUCCUCAACGCAACGCAUCUGGACUUUUUUUUUUAUUUCCAUAUCAAUUUCAUUCGUUUGCACUCGUCUUGGAAAUCUUUUGCAUUAGAAUAGGCUAAACUUAAACCCCAUUCAUAUUGAUGCCGUUCUUUAGUUGUACUUUUGUACCAGCAGGGCAAAUAAUACCAACGAAAAUAUACGCUAUGAAAUAAAACAAGGUUGAGUAAUUACUA
Anopheles darlingi is the source of this 2670-nucleotide messenger RNA. RefSeq names its product proton-coupled amino acid transporter-like protein pathetic (gene path). Gene Ontology annotation, molecular function: amino acid transmembrane transporter activity. Bases 220 to 1617 code for a protein of 465 amino acids. Gene Ontology annotation, cellular component: vacuolar membrane. Lineage: Eukaryota; Metazoa; Arthropoda; Insecta; Diptera; Culicidae. The record is from RefSeq and is a predicted model, not a curated record. The transcript is spliced from 6 exons. Gene Ontology annotation, biological process: amino acid transmembrane transport.